Molecule: messenger RNA, 1602 nt
Organism: Solanum verrucosum
Lineage: Eukaryota; Viridiplantae; Streptophyta; Magnoliopsida; Solanales; Solanaceae
Exons: 3
Coding region: 1-1602 (533 amino acids)
Molecular function (GO): nucleic acid binding
Source: RefSeq, a predicted model, not a curated record
AUGCAUUUCGGUUUGAAGAACGCAAGAGCAACAUACCAAAGUGCUAUGCAAAACAUCUUUGAUAACAUUCUUGACAAAAAUGUUGAAUGUUAUGUUGAUGAUUUAGUAGUGAAAUCAAGAAAAAAGUGUGAUCACUUGCAAGACUUGAGGAUGGUGUUUGAUCUACUACGAAGGUAUCAACUUAGAAUGAAUCAUUUGAAAUGUGCGUUUGGAGUUACCUCUGGAAAAUUCCUUGGCUUCAUUGUACAACAUCGAGGAAUAGAAAUUGAUCAAGUAAAAUUAGAUGCAAUUCUGAAGAUGGUAAAGCCAAGAAAUAUUCAUGAAUUGAAGAGUCUACAUGGGAAGCUAACAUAUCUUAGGAGAUUCAUCUCGAAUCUAGCAGGAAAGUGCCAACCAUUCAGCCGCCUUAUGAAAAAGGGCACUCUUUUUGAAUGGGACCAAGCUUGUAGUAAUGCCUUUGAGAGCAUCAAGUCUUACUUGACAAAACCACCAGUUUUAGCAGCUCCUGUUCCUGGAAAGCCAUUGAUACUUUACAUAUCAGCUCAAGAAAGAUCAGUGGGAGCACUUUUAGACCAAGAGAAUGACAAAGGGAAAGAAAAUUCCCUUUACUACUUAAGUAGGAGGAUGACACCAAAUGAGUUGAAGUACUCGCUAAUCGAAAAACUAUGUUUGGCCUUAGUCUUCUUAAUUCAGAAGAUGAAACACUACUUUCAAGCUCACGUCGUCCGUCUUAUUUCUAAAGCCAACCCCAUCAAAUUUGCUGUAAAAGGGCAAGCAUUGGCAGACUUCUUAGCAGACCACCCGAUACAUGAUGAUUGGGAACUCACUGAUGAAUUACCUGAUGAGGAUGCAAUGGUUGUUGAAGUUCAACCGCCUUGGAAGAUGUAUUUUGAUGGGGCCUCACAUCGUGAAGGAGCUGGCGCUGGGCAAAUCACUAUCUGCCAAAAAUGGAUAGUACCACUGGAUGUGGAUGAAGAAAGCAAAUUUGAACAUCUUGUAGCUGUCUCACAGGCUGAGAUAGUCGAUUGGAGACAUGCUCUGAUUGAUUACUUGUGUUACAAUAUACUUCCAGAAGAUCCAAAGAAAAGGACUGAAAUUCGUCGUCGUGCUCCUAGGUUUCUUUACUACAAAGAUACUCUAUAUCGAAGAUCAUUCGAGGGAAUCCUCUUGCGUUGUUUGGGGGAAGAAGAAGCGAUUCAAACUAUGCAAGAAGCACAUUCUGGAGUUUGUGGAUCACAUCAAUCUGGGCCCAAGUUACACUUUCAUAUAAAAAGAAUGGGGUAUUGUUGGCCAACAAUGGUAAAAGAUUGCUUGGAUUAUGCUCGAAGAUGUCAAGCAUGCCAAUUUCAUGCAAACUUUAUGCACCAACCUCCUGAUGUAUUACAUCUGACUGUUGCAUCUUGGCCAUUUAAUGCUUGGGGGCUAGAUGUGGUUGGACCACUACCUAAAUCUUUUGGUGGUCACUUGUACAUCUUGGCUAUGACAGAUUACUUCUCAAAAUGGGCUGAGGCUGUAGCCCUCAAAGAAGUAAAGAAGGAAAAUGUUGCAAACUUCAUCAGGGUGAACAUCAUCGUAAUGGAAAGCCAUUCACCAAUAAAUUGA